GCACGAAGGACAACCGCAACGUGCUGGUGGUGCUGGUGCUGGUGCUGGUGCUGACCGACUGCUGCUGUGCUGCUGCUGGUUGCUGUGCUUGCUUCGCUGUGACUCGAGGAUGGAGUCGUUACCUGCACGAAGACGGCAGCUCGCCCUCUUCACACACAAGCUGGAGCAAACCGGCGGCACAUCGGCGCUGCUCUCCGGUUUCGCCCUCGUGGCCAUGGUGGAGUUGAACUUGCCAGAGGGACGUACACAUGUGGAAGAGUUUGACAACAACCCAGUGUUCUACAUCUUUUCUGCAGUAACGUCGGUGCUGAUCGCGCUCCAUCUGUUCGCACUGAUGGUGUCAACCAGCGUACUUCCCUAUCUCAAAAGUGCCAUCGAAGACAUUGAUCAUCACCUUGCACAGAGAGCACUCACCGCCCGCGCAAAGGGCCAAGCCCUGCACAAUCUCAUCGGGCCCCAAGACACUCUGUUUGAUGAUACAACCGACACUUCCCACGAUAAUGGGUUGCUGGAGCGUGUGAAGCACUUGGACCAGUUCUCGUCGUACAUCAGCAAAGCGUGGUUCUUUGCCAAUGGCGUCGGCAUUGCGCUUUUCCUUCUCCAGCUCGCCCUCAUCUCAUACAUCAAGUUUCUGGCGCACACCCCUGGUGCUGGGUGGACUGGCGUGGGCACCCUGAGCCCGGCAUUUGUCCUGUUUAUGGUUUUCAUCUAUCGCUUCUAUCGCAAGAUUGUGGGCUCCCAAUCAACGGUCCUCAAGGCCACCGCAGAGCAGGUGGAGCAAGCGGCAAACGACUACGACCAGACCAACACGGUUGCGUUCCAGCUGCCUCGCAUUGAGUCCAACUUGUCCAAUUUGAGCUUCCACUCGUUGCCGAGCGAGCAGACACCGACGCCAAGCAUCCGAUCACAGCACAGCGAGCACGGCGAGCACAGUGAUGCAACACAGCAACAACGGCGCCAGCAGCAGGGGCAACGGCAAUACAGCGAACAGCAGCGGCCGUCUCCCAACCGCCUGAGCGUUCCCACGUUUGGUUCGCCCAUGCUCAAGCGACGCACGUCCUCGCAGUACUCGUCCCCUUCCACGCUCUCCGAAGCAAGCAACGAGGACCAGCGCUCCUCGGUCGUCUAGCAGUCGCUGUGUUUGGUUGUGUGCGUUUAUACGUUUGUUAUGUGUUUGUGUACAUGUGUAUAUCUUUUGUAUGUUUAUCUGUCUGUGGCACAGACACACUCACACAGACACACUCACAAACAAACACACAAGCAGACAGACAAAUUCGUACUUCCGUGCUCACAAUCGCGCACACUACAUGCCGUGUCCCUUCACCAUUGUUUCUGACACUGCCUUGUCUGACAUACGUAAUUGUUGCUGCUUCUGCUGCUGUACAUACCUGUCAUGUGAAUGAGUGGAUGUGUGAGUGACCGCGCGUAAAUCCGUGAGCGAU
Salpingoeca rosetta is the source of this 1442-nucleotide messenger RNA. RefSeq lists its product as uncharacterized. Gene Ontology annotation, cellular component: membrane. Bases 110 to 1129 code for a protein of 339 amino acids. The record is from RefSeq and is a predicted model, not a curated record. The transcript has 6 exons. NCBI's taxonomy places the organism in Eukaryota, Choanoflagellata, Craspedida, Salpingoecidae. Gene Ontology annotation, biological process: store-operated calcium entry. Gene Ontology annotation, molecular function: store-operated calcium channel activity.